Molecule: messenger RNA, 2997 nt
Organism: Salvelinus fontinalis (brook trout)
Lineage: Eukaryota; Metazoa; Chordata; Actinopteri; Salmoniformes; Salmonidae
Product: B-cell lymphoma 3 protein homolog
Exons: 8
Coding region: 447-2597 (716 amino acids)
Molecular function (GO): protein binding
Source: RefSeq, a predicted model, not a curated record
GUGAAUGAGAUAGAGACAGUUUACGGACUAUUUGAUUCGUUGCAAUAAAAGAAGGAACAUAAUAGCCUUCUGAUUUUCUUCACUUGCCUACCUGCAGUUAUAUUGCAGGUGUGUUACCGUCAGUUAGUUUAUUCGAAAGUCUUAUUUAUCAUAUUCAAAACAUUUACGAGUCAGUUGUGUGAUUUUAAUUUAUUUAAAUUACCAGUGUCCACAAAUUCUCUAAAGGAACACUUAUGGAUUUGGAGAAUAGCCUCGAGCCAUUCUUCUAUUGGCAUGGCAAAUUACAUUAUUAAACUCCAAAUGCAAAACGACAUUUGGAUACUUUCGUGGAGAAGGAGACUGUGCCUAGGCUAUAGAAAACAUAAAUUGAAUUCGCAUUUGAAUCACUGCUAUGUUUUGAGACGACAAACACCUCAGGCUGAUUCCAGGAUAUUUGAUCCGUGUUCAUGCGGAGGACCAUGACCAUGAACGGUCACCAGACUCAAACCACAGUGCCAUUGGAUUUGCGCACCACAAAGAGGGAGUGUGGGAACGGUGCCGACUGGACUCCCACCAGCAAAGGUCUCUCCGUUCGGGUGAGAGUGCCGUAUCCCACUGCCCCACUCACGGAGGAUGACUGUCCAAACGGAAAUCCCAGCCCUACUGUGGAGCCGCUGGCGCAUCGUUGUGGAUCAUCGUUGAUAAAACCUCCUGUGAACACGGGAAACCCGGCAGUUCUGGAGAAAAAACACUCCCCAGCUGUAACUUCUCACACGCCAUUCCCUCCGAACCCUGGUGAGCGCAGCACAACAGACACACGAACACAGGACAUAUCUUCCUCGAGGCUUCCUUUUAGGAAACGUCAAUUUCCAACCGAAUGGGAGACGCCGGAACAGUCACGUACCCCACCCGAGAGAGAGGAGCGCUUAUCCCCCUACAAAGACUUGUGCUACAGACCGAGUCCUCCAAAUAUUUUUUUACAGAGCUACGACAAUGAGAAUAUUGGUUCCCUGGCAUCCGUCUCACACAGACAAUUGUCCGUCGCCAGCGGUUUUGACAAUGGACACCAAAGCGUCGGUCCGGUUCGUUCAAUGCAAGCACCCCGUCCUUACUAUCCCUAUCCAGGGUACCCAUUCUACUCCUGGCCCAGCAGGUCACCGCUGGUUGUGAACGUGCCUGUCUCUCACCUCCCGUCCUCUCUUUACCCGACGGGACACACCGAACACCUGCUGGCAGAUGUUGCCCAGGCGACGUGCCAAGAUGACGACGGCGACACGGCUAUUCACAUAGCAGUGGUGCAGGGGCAGGACGCUCAGAUCCAAAGAAUGAUCCUUCUCCUGGGACUGGUUCACACAGACCUGGACAUUUACAACAACCUGAGACAGACCCCUCUUCAUCUGGCUGUGAUUACCCAUCAGGCCCAGCUGGUGGGGGCGUUGCUGCGUGCGGGUGCUGACCCGCGGGCCCUGGACCGUAACGGUCAGACAACGGUCCACCUCUGCUGUGAACACGGCCAGCAGGCCUGCCUCUCUGUGGUCCUUUCCCACCCCUCCAUCUUGACUUGCCUGGAGGUCAGGAACUAUGAGGGCCUCACCCCUCUCCACCUAGCUGUACAGGGUGGACACAAGGAGCUGGUCAGAAUGCUGCUGGAUGCUGGGGCGGACAUCAACGCUGUGGACAUCAAGAGUGGCCACAGUCCUCUCAUACACGCAGUAGAGAACCACAAUAUGGACAUGGUGCACUUCCUCAUAGAGAAUGACUGUAAUGUGAAUGGCCAGUCGUACAGUGGCAACACGGCCCUGCACAGUGCCUGUGGGCGAGGCCAGGUAGACACAGCCAGGCUGCUACUGAAGAACAGAGCCGACAGCAGUGUGAAGAACUACCACAAUGACACCCCCGCGAUGGUGGCCAAGAACAAGAAGGUAACAGAUGUACUACGAGGGAAGGGCUCCAGAAACCAGCAGCCCAAAGCUCAGCAGUGUGUACCAGCCUCACCACACAGGAGCACACCCCAGUCACAGAACAGAGGUAAUGGUGAGACGAGCACGUAUUUUGAUGUCAUGCAUUCGGGCACACAGUUAACUCAUCACACCCCUCCUCUGUCCCCAGGUUCCCCAUCUCCCAGCCUUUCACCAUUGGCCACUCCCACAGCUUCGCCUCUUCACCACAGCGCAUCCCAUUCCCCCAGGGCACCUCCCACUCCCUCCCCUCACAGCCAAUCAGCAGAGAGCCUGUCAGGCCGCCAGUCUCCAAUGAAGAUCCAGGAGAGCGAGCAGCUGCCUGUGAGGCUUGGCUCCGACAGGAUGACUGCAGUGGACAACAGCCUGGCCCAGAGAAGGACCUACUCACUGACCCACAGCUACCCUCCAGCAAUGCACCACCAGCCCCCCAUCACUGAUGCUCCUAUAGGACAUCUACUAGCCUACUACUCCCCUGGAGUCCAGAGACCUCUUUAUCCAGAGCCUCCCUUUAUCCUCCUCCACACCAACAUCCCUUACCCAGCCACUGUCUCUACUGCCUCCCAAAUGACCCCUGGGCAAUCCCGGCCCUCCAGCCACUGCAGCGACCAAUCAGAUGUCUCCAUCACGAGCGUCAAUAUGAGCAAAGGUAACAGUUGACAAAGAGGUGCGCUUUCAGUGUCCCUGCUGAGUUAGGUUCCACCACUGUUUGAGUUAUUGGUUGGUGACUAGAAGGACUUGAGCUUAAAACAAGGAGGAAGUUUAUUUACUACUGUUGGACUAUAGAGCCUAUGCUGGUAUGAUUAUGUACUUGUAGCGCUCAGCUGGAUGCAUAUGGAUUUGUAAAGAGACUAAUACGCUGGAAGAAUGAACGUUAUUGCAGUUUCCUGAAUAGACUUAAUUCAGAACUGUUAUCACCGUGUGUGUGAUGGCUGUGUGGAAACUGGAGCUCCACCAGGAGGUCUUGAAUGUCGCUACCUUACUUGAAAUUCAUGAUUAUUUUUCAGGCUCUCUUUUCUGGGUAACUGUUGUUUACUUUGAAUAAUGUAGAAUUGAUAAG